AAGGAAAAGAAGGCGACGGAGACAGAGAGAGAGGGAAACGAGGGAGGGGAAGAAAAGAAGACAAGACCCCCCUUCCCUUCCUUUCCUCCCGUCGCCAGGAGAUUAGCGGCAGAUAAGCCGAGGAGGAGGAGGAGGAAGAGGAGGAGGAGGCACCCGGCGCUUUUCCAUCCAAGCGCGACCUUCUCCUUCUUCUCUCUUUCUGCUGGGCGCCCGGAGGCGGAAGGAAGAAAGCGAGAGAGAGAGAGAGAGAGAGAGGGCAGGGAGAGAGUCAGACACACAGAGAGAGACAGAAAACUCGCCGGCGAAGGAAGGAGCCGGAGAACAACGCCUCUCCAAGGGGACGGCCGCUUCCCAGCCCUUUCCUGGGCACUUGGGGGGAAGAGCAGAGCCCAACUCCCCCUCUCCCCGCGUGGAUUGGCAGCGGGACCCGGGACGGAGCUGAGCAGGGCUUGAGAAGGAAGGGGCCGCGGUCCACCAGCUUCCCUUUUUGGGGGAGGGAGCGGCGGCGGAGGAAGAAGAGCUUGCGGGUCCCCGCCUUGGCUUGGCUUGUUCCCCGAUGAGCCUGGGCUGAGCCAAGCGCCCGCCUCUUUCCCCGCGGGGCCGCCAUGAAGAAGGACCUGCUGCCGGAGCUGCCCGCCGGACAGUGACCCGCCAGGGAAGCCCUCCUCUCCUCCUCCUCCUCUUCCUCCUCCUCCCGCGCCCCCGCUCCUCCAGCGGCAUGGCCCUCGGGGCGGCUGGCAGAGGGUCCCUGCUGCUGCUGCUCCUGGCGCUGCUGCUGCUGGCCCUGGCCUCGGCUUCGCCCACCCCGCCGGGAGCCGCCCCGCAGGACACCUGCACCUCCUGUGGCUUCCGUCGCCGCUCGGCCCCUGAGCUGGAGCCUGGCCCGGGCCAAGAAGGCGGCGAGCCCGGCGCCGAGGUGGACGGCGACUUCCUGGAGGCCGUCAAGCGCCACAUCCUGAGCCGCCUCCAGAUGCGCGAGCGGCCCAACAUCACCCACGCCGUGCCCAAGGCCGCCCUGGUCACGGCGCUGCGCAAGCUGCACGCGGGGAAGGUGCGCGAGGACGGGCGCGUGGAGAUCCCCAGCCUCGACGGGCAGGCCAGCCCCGGCGCCCCCGCCCAACAGACCAGCUCCGAGAUCAUCAGCUUCGCCGAGACAGAUGACUUGGCCUCCUCCAGAAUGCGUCUCUAUUUCUUCAUUUCCAACGAAGGGAAUCAGAAUUUGUUUGUGGUUCAAGCCAGCCUGUGGCUUUACUUGAAGCUGCUUCCAUAUGUCUUGGAGAAAGGCAGCCGGCGAAAAGUAAGAGUCAAAGUGUAUUUCCAAGACUCGGACACUAGCAACAAGUGGAAUGUGGUUGAAAAGAAAGUUGAUCUCAAAAGAAGUGGCUGGCACACAUUUCCCAUGACAGAAGCAAUCCAGGCUCUGUUUGAGAAAGGGGAGAGAAGGCUGAACUUGGAUAUUCAGUGUGAGGCCUGCGAAGAGUAUUCAGUGCUGCCAAUUUACGUGGACCCUGGGGAUGAAUCUCACAGGCCCUUUCUAGUCGUGCAAGCCCGGCUGGCUGACAACAAGCACAGAAUCCGGAAAAGAGGCUUGGAGUGCGAUGGCAGGACCAAUUUAUGUUGCAGGCAACAGUUUUACAUUGACUUCAAACUCAUUGGGUGGAAUGACUGGAUCAUAGCGCCAUUGGGUUACUUUGGGAAUUACUGUGAAGGGAGCUGCCCGUCCUACUUGGCCGGCGUCCCAGGCUCAGCUUCCUCUUUUCACACCGCAGUUGUGAAUCAGUACCGCAUGCGAGGGCUCAACCCAGGGACCGUGAACUCCUGUUGCAUCCCAACCAAACUUAGCACAAUGUCCAUGCUGUACUUUGACGAUGAAUACAACAUCGUGAAGAGGGACGUUCCCAAUAUGAUUGUGGAAGAAUGUGGCUGCGCCUGAUUUGGAGGGGUGUGCAUCAGAAAGGGGAGGGAAAUGGGGGGAGGGGGAGAGAAAAUUCCAAAACUGAAUGGAAACAGAGGGUGUUUUGGGCUGUAUUUCUUCCUUCCAGGCAUGGAUGGAUAUUUAAAUCACUGCAGAGGCAGCAACAACAAGGACAACAAAGACGUAUAUCAUUUCACUCUGUUGUCAGGACAGUGGCGGUUUGUGGAUCUUGAACACUAAAAUAUGCUACCACUUAUAAACUAAUGCUAUGAAGUACCUUAAAUCCCACCCACACACCCAAGGACACAAGCACACGUACACAUAGCAACACACACAUACACACACACACAUGCAAGUUGCAUGAUUCAGCUGGGAGGAGGAAAGCAGUUGCUGAAGGGGAGUGUACAUUUGUUGGAGUGAGACACGUGGAUGGCCCACUAGCCAUUUCCCUUCUGUUCGCCAGCCAUUUGUUUUGGAUGAAACCAAUGGGAAGCGCAAGAAAAGAAAACCGUUUAAUAUAUUCUCAUACACAGGUAUUUAAGUGACCAAACGUACAAAUGACCACCAUCACCUCUAAGGUCUAAAAAAAUGAAGACGGAAGUAGCAGGCUACCUGCUUAUGGCAAGAUUAGCCCUUCCUCUUGAUGUUAAACAUAAUGUACAUAUAUAUAUUAUGAAAAAAGAGAAGAAUCACAAAUGGCCUAUAGCACUUCCAGGGUAGAAUAUUGAUGGAACCAGCGGGGCGGGUGGGAGAGGGAGAGAUCGAAAGAUACAGAAGCAAAUGUUGUGAUCUUAAUAUAAAAUGGUUGUUGUAUUUCUUCUGAACGAUAUGUUGGCAUGAUUUCAUGCUUUAAUGGAUCAUUAGAUGCUCCUAUACCUGCCCCAUGUGGACUGUUAUUGUAGUUAUGGCCAUCUGUAAAGGGCUUGUUUUUCCCUAACCCGCCCUGUCGGUCCCUGUUUUGCUCACUGUGCUUAUGAACAGUUUUUUAUGUUCUGAGAACAUUGGCAACAUCCAAAGUAGCCGUUUGUGUUCCUUGCCCAGGGAUGACACCAGAGGCUCCCCCCCCCCCCCCCCCGGAGCUGUUGGGAAGGAGAAGAGGGAAGGAGACAAGACACCAUCAAUAGCACAAAUCCAUUGAUGAGCCCUAAAGAGAAAUUAUGGCCAGGUGGUGGAUUACCGUGAUUCAGGGGAGGGAGACGCAGUGUGACAAGGAAGAAACAUCUGGCCCAUUUUGGGAAGAGAGAGAGAGAGUAUGGAAUAGAAGACAGUCUUUGUUUUGUUGUUUCCCCGGAUUACCUCCUCCAAAUAUGUCAAGGAUGGCUGCAGAGCUCAAACACUCCCCUCCCCUCCACUUGCUCUAGCAUAGCACUCAUAAACUGCUUGAACGCACGUUAUUAUAGCACUUGCAGAUUUCAAUGCCUUGAACGGUUGGUACUUACUUGAUGGUGCACUUCUCUUUGCUCACUGUCUCUAGGUUUAAAAACAAGUGCCGCAUGAGCUAUGCAAUUUAAAGUGUUGACCCAUACUAGAUGAAACUGGACUGAAAUGAGAUGGUACUUUUUGAAAUAUUUUUUUUAUACUUGAAAUUAAAUCUUUUGCUUCUUUUUUUAAAAAAGCGAAUGAUUGCUUUUCAUGUUUGCACUGAUGUAGUUGCAUGACGUAGUCAAGAGAAACUGCCAUUUGAAAAAAAAAGGUUAUUUUUAUAGCAGCAAAAAAAAAAAAAGUGAUAAUGAUGAAAACAGUGAAAUGUAUUAUACAUAAAAUUUUGGAACCAAAGAGGCCAGCAUAUUAAUUGUAAUUUUUAUCAGAUGGCAAGGCCAUCCUAUAAAUAUAUAAAUAUAUAUAUCUCAAUCAUGUAAUGAUAGUGAACACUCUCCUGUGAGGCCUAACAGUUCUUUUUCAGGGUGCGAAAUGGAUUCCAUUGUGUUUGGUCAGCGUCUUUUCUAUGCCAUCGUACGUAGCAGACAUUAUAAGAUGUACAUCCUUUAAGAGAAAGAAGGAAAGAAAAACCUAAAUGUUGUUUGUUUAAUAGAAUCCCUUGUAGGUUCUGCUCCAUAAUAAUUUAAAUACCAAACAACUUUCACUUAGAUAUGCUGUCAGAGUAUUUUACAUUUGUGUACAGUUUAAGUAAAUAAAACAGAUCAGAAACAAAAA
Molecule: messenger RNA, 4069 nt
Organism: Anolis carolinensis (green anole)
Lineage: Eukaryota; Metazoa; Chordata; Lepidosauria; Squamata; Anolidae
Gene: inhbb
Product: inhibin subunit beta B
Exons: 2
Coding region: 719-1933 (404 amino acids)
Cellular component (GO): extracellular region
Molecular function (GO): cytokine activity; growth factor activity
Source: RefSeq, a predicted model, not a curated record